This is a messenger RNA of Coccomyxa subellipsoidea C-169, 742 nucleotides long. RefSeq lists its product as hypothetical. Lineage: Eukaryota; Viridiplantae; Chlorophyta; Trebouxiophyceae; Coccomyxaceae. The transcript has a single exon. The coding region runs from base 133 to 297 and encodes 54 amino acids. The record is from RefSeq and is a predicted model, not a curated record.
GUAUUUGGAACAUUUACAGAGGGACUACAUUGUCAGAUAUGAUAGGAAUCGCCGUCAAAUCUAAGCUCACAUACCACACAGGAGGACUCUUUUCUUGCAGAGCCUAGAGUGACCUGCAAAUUCACUGAUGGCAUGCACUCGUUGAUAGCAACUGCACGCAUUGAUUGGCCGGAGCACCGCUCAGUAAACAUGUACACACUGCGUUCCAGCCAGGAUCCUGCAUUUCUUGAUGUGCUGCUAUCAAAUGGCAGUUCACGCCUUGUCACACAUACGUACACUGGUAAAGACACCAGCUAAAGACUCUCCUGUCUUGUCUCCUAACAAUCCGCUUUGACACACACAAGUGGCUCCUCAUUGCUGUGCAAAACGCCCCAGCUGCCGUUGCCAGCAAAUCAUGGGAGCAAGCCAUGACACAAGAACCGUUAGUUGAUCUCUUCAUGCUAUUACACCUCUCUGGUGUUGUACAAAAGCCAAUCGCCGGCUAUUUGCCUGUACUGAAGUUGCUGCAACCUUGCUGCGUCAGGCGCAGCUUCAAAGAAUGUGGCACCGCUCUCUGGCUGGCAGGACAUCACUUCCUGCCAGAUCCACCUAAGCCUACAAAGUUCCCUUGCAGCAUCCUUGCAAGCAAGGUUGCCCUCUGUUCAUCCCUUUUCUAAAGCUCCUACCAACACUUACUCCAGAAUCACCCAUCUGGUCUCUACAAGGCUGUUUCUCCUUUUGAAUCUGUUCUAGGGCAGGGUCG